This is a messenger RNA of Salvia splendens (bonfire salvia), 1150 nucleotides long. Its product is annotated as PITH domain-containing protein 1. The transcript has 8 exons. Bases 255 to 794 code for a protein of 179 amino acids. Lineage: Eukaryota; Viridiplantae; Streptophyta; Magnoliopsida; Lamiales; Lamiaceae. The record is from RefSeq and is a predicted model, not a curated record.
GUAUCUAGACAUCAAGUUCAAAAAUCGCAGAGAAAAUCAAAAUAUAAUAUGUUAACCAAUUAACCCAAAAAUAAAUAUCCUUAUUCUUUAUAGGGGUUCUUCAAAUUUUGCCUUGCGUAUUCCAUUUCAUUUUUUUCAAUUUUGAGUUUUAAUAGUACUUCAGACUAUCGGUGUUCAUAUAUCGGCGCAAAUAUCUACUUUUCACGCACAAAAAACACGCAACAGGCACUGAGAUAGCAACCGAGCUGAAAAACAUGUCGUGUUUGCACGAUCACAGCUGCGAAGAGUACGAUUGCUCCACCGAUUGGUCUCUCUACAAACACAUCGAUCUAUCCAAGGUUUCUGCGCUGAAUGAGGCUGUUUCUGGAAGUGUGAAGUCGGUGUUCAAAGAUUGGGAGCAUCGGCUGAACUCUUCAGAGGGUUACUUGGAAAGCAAUGAAGGUGAUCCUGAGUUGAUAGUCUUUAUUCCAUUUACAUCAGAUGUUAAGCUAAAGAGCAUUUCAAUCGUUGGUGGCGCUGAUGGGACGAGUCCUGCAAAGAUGAGAGCAUUCAUCAACCGAGAGGGUAUUGACUUUUCAGAUGCUCAGAAUAUGCAAGCCGUGCAGGAGUGGGAUUUGGCAGAAAACUUACAAGGAGUUUUGGAGUACCAGACAAGGUAUUCGAGAUUUCGGAGUGUUGGUAACCUCACGUUGCAUUUCCCAGUUAAUUUUGGUGGUGAUGCAAGUACAACUCAAAUACUUAAUCAUUGGGUUGAAAGGAGAAGCUACUCAGCAAAAGGGGAAGAGAAGGAUUGAAAACUUAACCUUCUAAGCUGGAAUGGUCGACUGAGAGUAUGAAUGGAGAUUUGGGUAUAAGCUGAAUGCGAAGGGUUAUAGUGUUCGAGAUUGAAUUAAUUACUAGCAAUAAAUAAUAUAUGUCCUGACAAGGUGCUGUGAAAUAAUGGAACGGCAUUACUUUAUAUCACUUACUAAUCACACAAAAUGCAGUAUAUUACCUAUACUGAUAUCUGGUGCAAAAUGAUGCUACUGUGUGAUUAUCAGAGUUCAAACAAUGCAUAUAAUUACGCCUCAACUGUGGAAUAAAUUGUUUAACUCACUGGAAUUCUAUCCGGAUAUUUCUCUCUAAUGCGACCGGACUCUGCCUGUCUUUU